UGGCUCACUGAAUACUGUCUUACUCAGUGUCAGACGCUCAGAGCACAAGUGAAUGCAAAUGUGUCUCAACUCUAUUUGCACUGCUCUUCCGCCUUACGGCUACUCUGCUAUUACUAACUUUUCUGUUUUUAGAGGAAUUACUAGCAAAGAUAACCUCUUUUAAGUGUGCAGAGCUAGUCCAUGCCCCCAUACGCUCGUGACCACCGCUCUUUUAUAUCGCUCGAUGCGCUUACUCCGUCACCGUUCGUGUCUUUCUCUACGUAGCCAUAUCACACCGCACACAGUACUCCUCUUUGCACCAACACGCCACCUCGGAGAGCGAGUGCAUUGCAUUGCGCAGCUAGCCAGUAGCCCAGCAGGGGAGAGGAGAGAGCGGCGAGCCAGAUGGCGAGCGGCGCAGGGGAGCACUUCCUCAGGCAGCUGAGCGCGAGCAACGACGACGGAGGCUGCGGGCUGAAGGAGGACCGCGACGCCGGAGAGAGGAGGAGGGGCUCCCGGCGGUGGUCCAAGAAGAGGGCCGCGAGGGGCUACGGCGCCGGCACUGGCUAUGGCAGGAAGCAGGGGGAGGCCAUGGCCGCGGCGGCGGCGAGGAAGCGGGUGAUGGUGGUGGUGGACGAGAGCUCCGGCGCCAAGCACGCCAUGAUGUGGGCGCUGACCCACGUCGCCAACAAGGGGGACUUCCUCACGCUGCUCCACGUGCUGCCGCACUGCGGCGGCCGAGGGGAGGAGGCCUCCUACCUCGCCAACUCGCUCGGCACGCUCUGCAAGGCCAGCAGGCCCGAGGUGGAGGUUGAAGCGCUUGUGAUCCAAGGGCCCAAGCUGGCCACCGUCCUCAGCCAAGUGAAGAAGCUGGAGGCCUCCGUGCUGGUGCUCAGCCAGUGCAGACCAUCUCCUUUCUGCUGGUUAAGCUGCUUCCUGCGGAGCAGCAGCGAGGAGUUCGUCGAGCGAUGCAUCAACGAUGCAGAGUGCCUCACGCUGGCGGUGAGGAAGCAGAGCAAAGGCGUCGGCGGGUACCUCAUCAGCACCCGGUGGCAGAAGAACUUCUGGCUCCUGGCUUGACAAGCACAGCCUAGUUACUACUUACUGCAUGAUCAUAUUUUACUCCCACAUCUGUCACUGUAUUCAGCUCAGUACAUUUCAAAAACCUACCUCCCUGCCAUAAAUGUAUGCGUCUGUGGAUCGUCUUAUUUCCGUUGUAAAGCCAAAUGAGCCUUAGAUCUGACCCUCCUACAAACCUACAUCAUCUCUGUAGUGUUUGUACUUUGUAAUCUGUAUUGUACUAUCGUGUGAUGCUGCAUAAAUAACCAAUUUCUGUUGUAA
Phragmites australis (common reed) is the source of this 1320-nucleotide messenger RNA. RefSeq lists its product as uncharacterized. The coding region runs from base 385 to 1059 and encodes 224 amino acids. NCBI's taxonomy places the organism in Eukaryota, Viridiplantae, Streptophyta, Magnoliopsida, Poales, Poaceae. The record is from RefSeq and is a predicted model, not a curated record. The transcript is spliced from 3 exons.